AUGUUUAAAAUUAAUCAAGAUUUAUUGUCAAAACACAAAUACACAGCUUUAUCAAUAGUUGCUAGUGUUGGUUUAUUAAUGUUAUCUUUUAGGAAGAGGAAAUUAAACCCAUUUGAAUCAACAUACAGAAGAGUAGCAUAAGAGAUAUAAUAAAAAGUUCUAACAGCAAAGUAUGUUAUAUAAACAGAGUUAAAGCUAUCUAAUGAAGAUAAAACUCUUAUUUUAGACAGUUCUAUUCCUUAAAUUCAUAAAUUUUACGAAUCUAAAAAGUUUACAUGUUUGGAUGUAUUAUUAACAUUUUUAGAAGUAUCAUUGGAAAAAGGAUUCAAGAUGGGUUAUUUGAAUGACGUAAAUUUUGAGGAUGCAAUAUAAAAAGCUAGAUAAUUAGAUUAAGAAUUAAAGAGUAAAAAUUAUAAGAUUGAGAAUAUGCCUUUAUUUGGUAUUCCUGUAAGUGUGAAAGACACAUUUAUUAUAAAAGGUACGUAUUAAGCAUUUGGAUGUGGAGCAUAUGCUUAAAAGAGAUCAGAAAUAGAUGGAAUAUAAGGAUAUUUAAUAAAUAAAUCAGGAGGAAUAGUAUUUGCAAAAACAAAUUUACCAUAAUUUGGAUUUUCAUAUGAAAGUUGGAAUUAUUUAUUUGGAAGAUCUAUACAUCCUUAAGAUCCUACUAGAACUUCUGGUGGUUCAACAGGAGGAGAAGGUGGAUUGAUAGCAGUAAAUGGUUCUCCAUUGGGAUUAGGUAGUGAUAGUGGAGGAAGUAUUAGAAUUCCUUCUCAUUUUUGUGGUUUGUAUGGAUAUAAGCCAAGUUCUAAAAGAUUAAUAAUGAGAGGUUAGGCAAAAGGAGUUCCAACAUGGGAUGGAAUCAGGAAUAUUGCAUCUUGUUAUGGUCCUAUGUGUAAGAAUUGAUUUAUAUAUUAAAGCUAAGCAUUUUCCUAAUUUAGUCAAUAUGAUGUCAGCAUUAACAACUAAUUAUGAAUAGGCUCCAAUUAAUANUAUAUGAUAUUGUGU
Paramecium pentaurelia is the source of this 1005-nucleotide messenger RNA. Lineage: Eukaryota; Ciliophora; Oligohymenophorea; Peniculida; Parameciidae. The record is from the annotation of a GenBank genome assembly.